AUGUUGUCGCGGUCCUCCCAAGCUGCAGCAGAUCUGCUUAGCUGCCAACCCUUACCGAUAUGCCGAAAAUGCACGCUGUCGCCCGCACUGCGUCGGUACGAUGUAUUCCUUCGCUCCAAUAGCCAGCAAUCCGAGCCCGGGGACGAGGACAAAAGGGCACCGCCAAGACACACAGCUAAAAGGCGCUUUCAUCUGAAGGAUUCCGCGCGUCACAAAGGACAGUGGGGCAAAAGAGUGCCUAACCCGGUCCCAGCGCUGGGUGAAUCAGCGGAGGUGCUUCUCUUGAGGGAUCGAGAACGCCGAUACCCAGGCCGAGUCAAGGAUGAGUCCGCGGAUCAAAGCGGCCUGUCGCUGAUGCUGGGAGAUGUUGAGACCUCCGAGACUCUAGUCGACGAAGAUUUGGUGACCGAGAAUAUCGAAUUCCUCCGACGUUACAAGCCAGGGGAUAAGUUGUCCCUCGACGAGUGGCACGAUCACAGACGAAAGAUCUGGAAGUCUCUUAGCGUCAAACAAAUGAGUGCAUAUAUAUCUGAGUUACUGGAGAAGGAGGAGGAUGGGAAGGCUUUAGGACAUGCUUCUGAAUGGAGGCCGGGAAUCUCGACAUUUCUUGACACAGCUGAUGUGCGCAAUGGCGUUAGAGUUACGAAAUCACAAGAGGAUGUGACCACAAAGGAUAUUCUAGCCGAAACGAUUCUCAGAGAUUGCUGGAAACUCGGGGUUAUUGGCGAAACUGGUCAACUGGAUUACCAGCUCCCGCCACCUUUGUUGUCACUCCUCGUUCGAUCCACCAACUUCUCAUUCGAGGUGCUAGCCAGCCUCCACGACGUUCAAGUUGACCUGACACAUUCUAUUGGACUGAUUCGGAUAACCGGAAGCCAAAAAGCAUGCGAAGCCCUUCGUGAUGUAGUACACGAUGCUACAACCAGGAUACGAGAGCAAGACAUUCAAUUAUACCCACAAGAUGAUCCUAGAGCCAAAGUUAUCGAUCGAAUUUUCAAGCCAGAAUUCCUGUCAUGGAUCAGCACGACUUACGGCGUGGCAUUUGAGCAACAUGCCUCAAAACCAAGCAAAUUGUUUUACUUGGCCGAAAACAAACAGGGUGCAGACGAUGCCAUGAGAACACUCAACCUAGCGAUACAUGAUACAACUGCUCCUCAAACACCAUUUGGCACAUAUGUCUCUGCCUCUGAGUCUGUGUCAUAUCACGAUUUCAGCCCAGAGGAUAGCACAAUUUGGUGGAACCGGGAAAAGCCAUGGCUUCGGUGGGCUGUCCCACCAGCUCAAUCAGCUAAGGCCAAACAUCUCAAAACGCCCCUUUUCGACAACCACGAAACACGCCUCCCCGACGAGCUUCUGAAACUGCUCCGACAGAAAUCCAGCCCCAACAUCGAUCACGAAAAUGACGUCAGAGUGCACGAGUCCGUUUCAGCGGCCGUUGGCAGAUGUCUUUUCCAGCGCAAGCCGUCCCUCGUGAACGAGACCAUCAGUGCCAAUCAACUCGGCAAACUGUCUGUUCCUCGGACUUUUACCACCGAUAUCCCUCAAGUGGCAUCCAUUCUUCGUCGCCUGACCCCUCUUUUGCCUACCUCCACCCGACAUCACCGCAUUCAACUCGUCCCGUCUUGGAAACACGCAAACGUAUUCCCAACCCUUGACGUUGAGUUUACAGUGGGAGUGGUACACGGCGAUGAUGUGAACCCGACUGUCAAUGUGCGCCUGCAGGAUGCCAAAACGAUUCUAUCCAAGACCACCGUGGAUUACUUGCUUCCGGAGAACGGGCUGGAUCUCCGAUUCACGCGGAAGCUAACCCGCGACCUCCUGGAAGGAGCUCAAAUAACCCCUUUCCUCCUUAACCUUCAGCAGACCCUGGAAGAUGUCUUUCUCAAGGCUAGAACCAACCGGGAGGACAGACCGCUUCCCGCCUUCAUAGACCUUUCGCUCCCGAACGACGCCUUGUCCAAUGCCAGCGAAAAUACGGACCCCAGUGGCGAAACCGUGGGCGAAUACAUGUUCCUGCCCGUGAACAGCAUUCAAUCCACAAGCAUCCAUCGUUACCUCUACCAGGGCCAUUUGCUCAACUACUCUUAUUUCGAAAGCGGUCCGUACUAUGCCCACCGGAACACGGACUGUUUCCUGGAUAUGAAGUUAGCCAAGGACUCGUCUGUUUCUGCCUACCAUGAGGUGGGUGAUUCGAUGAAAGCUAGGGAUUUCAGCUCCUUUUAUAAAGCUGCUUGUGCGUUGGCUUUUGAUGUGGAUAAGGCCUGGCGUGCAACGCCAAUGUCAUAG
This is a messenger RNA of Aspergillus melleus, 2286 nucleotides long. RefSeq names its product putative respiratory complex assembly protein Rmp1. The record is from RefSeq and is a predicted model, not a curated record. The transcript has a single exon. Lineage: Eukaryota; Fungi; Ascomycota; Eurotiomycetes; Eurotiales; Aspergillaceae. The coding region runs from base 1 to 2286 and encodes 761 amino acids.